Molecule: messenger RNA, 6522 nt
Organism: Glycine soja
Lineage: Eukaryota; Viridiplantae; Streptophyta; Magnoliopsida; Fabales; Fabaceae
Exons: 10
Coding region: 268-6330 (2020 amino acids)
Cellular component (GO): nucleus
Molecular function (GO): metal ion binding
Source: RefSeq, a predicted model, not a curated record
UGAACCGUGAACGAGGAUCGUCAUGGUCCUCAUGGAGUGUUAACCCUCACAAGAAAGACAGCAGCAAUACGCAAUCCCACGCAAGCCCAUCCAAUUAUUGUCCAAUAAACAAACCUCAUCAAAUCCUGAUAGAUAGAUAGAUAGAUAGGUUAAAGAUUUCAUCUUUCUUCUUCUUUUCCUUCAAACAAUCAAAUCCACCCACGGCACCCUCUCACAUAAAAAAAAAUCUCAGAUUUCUUCAUUCCUUCCAUUCAAUUCCAAUCCAAAAUGGAUCAACACCACUUCCUCCACCACCACCACUAUCACCACCCCCAAGAACACCGCAAUCGAUACACCUCCCUCACACCUCAAUCCCACCUCCACAGUCACCACCACAAUAAUCUUCCUCCACCACCGCCAAAUCCUUCUCCGCCUCUUUCCUACCACCGCACACCGCAACCCUACACCCCUCCUACACCCCAACCCCAACAUCAACAACAACAAUUCCCUUAUACACCCCUCCCAGACCGCCCUCUCGAAGAAGAACCCCAACCUCAACGUCAUAUCCCAUACGAUCUUCUCCCUCGCCGCACCACCACCCUCCCCUGGAACCCUAACCCUAACCCUAACCCUAGAAUUCCUGAUGAUUUCGACCGCGAUUAUCACCACAAACACCACCGCCCUCUCCCGCCGCCCCCGCUCCCGAUCGAAUCCCACCGCUACGACCCCGACCGGCACCACCACCCCGUGGAUCCAUAUGAGCAGAACCCUAGGGAGCCCCUCGCGUGGGGCGGCGGUGGCUACCACGCGCCGGGCCAGGGCGAUGUGGACCCCACGUCCUACGUCCGUGUGUACACCGUGGAGUCCGACGCCGACGUGGCGGGGAGAACAACCUCCAAGAGAUGGGUAAUGAGUGAUAGGGAUAGAGGAAGAGAGAUGCACGAGUCUUCUUCUGGUUUAGUGAGUAGUAAUGGUAACAGUGAGAAGUAUUAUCAUGGUUCUGAGAAUAAUAUGAUGGGUAGGUAUAGUAGAGGGAAUAGUAGAGAGUGUGGUCAUACUCACGAAUUUGAACGCACUCCUCCGAAGAAACAGGUACAGAAGAAGAGUGCUCUUCUUAGGAUUCAGACGGUUAAACCUAAUAAUAAUCAUAGGAACCGCGAGAAUCGCGAGGUUGAGCAGUUGCGGUACCCGGGUUAUGGUUCUGAGAAUGGAAAUGGUUUUUACAGGGGGAAGGAGCAGUAUUUUGGUCAUGGGGUGAAGGGGGAAGAGAGAGAGGAGAGCCCUGUUGAGAUUGAUAUUUCUUUUGAGUCCAAUUCGUUGGUUGCGAAGGCGAAGGCGGUUGUGGCGCCGCUGCCACCACCUUCGAGUUCAGUGUCGGUUCCUGAUUUGAAUGUGAUGCCGGUUUCGGAUUCGGAUUUGGUUUACGGGGAGAGGAGUAAAAGGGUUUCAGGCUCUGAAGGAGAUUAUUCUGGUAUGCAAUUGCCGCAACCAGUUAGAAUGUCUUCGGUUGUUGUGGAUUUAAAUAGGUCGCCUUGCAAAGGGAAUGAUAGCUCUGGUUCUAGGAAGGAGGUUAUCAGGUCGAACAAGAAGAAUGUUGAUGAUGGUUCUUCUCGGUCUCGCACCAGGGAGGCUGAUGGUUCCCGUGGGAAAAAGGAGGUGCCUAAUUUUGUUAAGGUUGGCAAUGUUGUUUCUGGUAAAUUGACCUCGAAGAUUGUCAAGAAGAAGAAAAUUGUUAAGAGAGUGGUGAAGAAAGGUACUGCAAGUUCCAAGUCAUCUGCGUCAAAUUCACUACCGGCUAAAACCCUUCCUGGAACUGUGAAAGCGGAGAGUGUUGCACGUAUUUCAUUGACUGCCUCUGGUCCUGAGAAAAUUGAAGCUAAUUUGGAUGAGAAAAGCAACACUGUCAUCCAAAGCAACACUGUUGAUGAGGAGGCUAAGCCUGACUGUUUGCCCCCUUUACCAAAGGAAGGGAAUGUAUUGAAAGAAGAUGCAGAGGUAGGCUUAUUGCAGCUGAGUUUGGGGCCAGAUUCCAGGUCACAAGAGUGUAAGAGUGACAAAGAUUCUGGUAUUGGGAAAGUAUCCAGGUUUGAAAGAGAUGGAAACAUUUCAAAUUCUCUAUCUUGUGCUUCUAUAAGUGAAGAUAAAAAGAGUGAUUCUGAUUGUUUAGAUGCAAAUGAUUCUGUCCAUGACAUUGGAAAUACUAUUUCUGUUCAUGAUAAUGCAAAUACAUCUGAUUGUUUAGAUGCAAAUAAUUCUGUGCUAAAUACUUACAAGGUUACUAAAUCAUUAAGUGGAAGUAAUAUUUCCGUAGUCACUAACAUCGAUUAUGAUAAUAAGCAAUUAUGUCAGAAUGAAGUGUCUCUAUCACCUGGGAAAUAUUCAAAUGUAGGAUCCCCACAGAAUAGGAAUCUUGAAGAUGUAGGGGAUGAACUUUUGAAAAGCAGUGAUACCUUUUCAUGUUCAGGAAAAACUAGGAUUCAGGAUGGUCUAGAUUGCCUACAACAUGCCAGUGCACUGAAGCACAGUUCCGAUAAUGGAUCAUCUAAUUUAGAAGAUAGUACUUGUGUUGACUGUUCUGGAAUUAUGCAUUGUGCUGGAAAGCAAGUGUCCCCUGGUGAUGUCGUCAUAUCCCCUGAGAAUUGGGACACAGAAAAAGCAUUCCCAAAUUCUAAUAUUUCUGCUGGAUCUGGUGAAGGGGACACAAAUAAGAUAAAAAAAAGAAGAGCUAGAACACUCUUAAAUUUUUUGAGUUCAGAGAUGGAGUGCUUAUCUUCAAACCAUGUAAAUCCAGACAGCCUUGCAAAUAAUGUGGAUGGAGGCUCUAGUCUGUUGUUGAAAGAUCCAUCUCCUUCAGAAGUUUUAGAGCAACCUGUUCAAAGCUUAGAUUUUAACUCACUAUCCGGCGUGAAUGGGGUUACUGCUUUACAUGGAAAAGGGGGGGUUUUAGAGGCUCAGUUUUGUGUUGGACAUAUUGACAAUGAUGAUGCAAAUGAGGUUUCACCAGCUUCUAAAAGGAAAAAAGUCACAGCUAACCCAAAUUUCACAAAAUGUCAAUCGGAAUUGAGUGCUGUGAUUGUGCCUUCCACCACAUCUGAAGCUCCUAUGAGUUUCAGUGAUAACCAAGAACAUCAGAAAGAAGUUGCUUUUGAAAGCAUGGGUAUGAUUAUUCUGUCUAGUGCUCAGUCAAUGCCUUAUUCAGAGGAUAUUACUAAAAUGCCUGAGAAUGUUUUGGCUGGGGGAUCUUUUGAGUCUAUUGAUGCAAAUAAGGAAACCAUGAGUUCUGAGCAUUUGGAAUUGUGGCAUUCGGAUAUAGUCUCUUUUUCACCAUGUGAGGACUUGGCAUUUCCAAAUGUUCAGUUCUCAUCAUUGGAAGGUGAGUGCAAAGAAAACACUACUCCAAUUGUGCCUACAAGUAAUAUUCAAACAGAUAUUUUGGCUGUGGGAAAUAUAGCUGGAGAAAAGACUGAUUUACAGGCCGUUGAAGAAAAUUACCAGUAUAGAGAGCAUGUACAAAGGUCACCAAGAGCUGAUAUGGAACCUAAUGAUCACAAUAUGAAGAAUGAUUUGCUUGCUCAGUGGAACCUUAUGUCCUGUCCAGCCAGUGGUGAUGAAGUCACUACAAAUAAUUCAAAUGACGAAGUGAUUGAGGAUGCACCUGGAUUAUCAGAUAUGUUUUCUCAAGGGAUGGUAUCUGAAGUACCGGAUAGAAGGGUUUUAGAAUUUACAGCAAUCAACGAUGAAAAUAUUUUUGGAGUUCAAGAAAAUCCAGAUAACAUAUCUAUGGUUGGACAUGAUUCCAACUUAAAUACUUCAUCAAUACAGCAGACUAAAAAAAAUAUGAAGUCAGAUCAUGCAAUUGAACAUAGUAACCUGAUCACAAAGAAGACAAUGUCAGAACAAUCCCAAGUUUCUUCCAAAGUUACAACUCAGGCUCUAAAUUCAUAUUGUUUUGGGUUGAGUGGGACCAAAAAUCAGUCAGGUAGUAUCAUUCCCAAAACUUUUCCAGGUCAUUCUUUCACCUUUUCAAAGACAUCUGCCUCCUCACCUCAUGUAUCAAAGCCUCGAACUUGGCAUCGUACAGGUAAUAAUCCUCCGGCUUCUCUACCUAGAAUCAAGCCUUCAUUAGGAACAGUUCCUCCCAAAAAGCCAAUUCUAGAAAUGAAAGGGAACUUUCAAAAUACCUCCUAUGUUCGUAAAGGUAACAGUCUUGUAAGGAAACCUACUCCAGUUUCCACUCUACCUCAUAUCUCCUCUGUUAAUCAGACAUCUUUGGGCAUAGAUGAAAUACCAAAAAGCAUUAAAUCUGGAGGGAGGGCUGAUGUGACAGAUAAACAAAUGUACUUGAGAACAGGAGCAACAAAUGCUCCACAGCAGAGAACACCUCCACUACCAAUUGACACCAAAUCAGAGGAAAAUACAUCUUCCUCAUUGGUAGAACCUCCUUCUGGUGGUUGCUGUGAAAAUGCAUCAGACCUUAGGAAAUUUAUAGAAACUGAUAAUAUUGCACCAAACUCUUCUGAAGAUGCACUGAAGCAUUAUGAAACUUUAGAAAAUCAACCUGGUCCAUCUGAUAAUGGGGAUAGCCAAGGUGAAGCAAUCGAUGGAAAUGUUUUUCCUUUGAAUACAAAGAGAAUAGUAUACAUAAAGCCCAAAACAAAUCAAUUGGUUGCAACAUCAAAUUCUUGUGAUGUUUCUGUCUCUACUGAUGACAAUCUCCAAACUGCCUUCUCUGAUGGCUACUACAAGAGAAGAAAAAAUCAAUUGAUUAGGACUACAUUUGAAAGCCAUAUCAACCAGACAGUUGCAAUGUCCAAUAACACGGCAUAUUCUGGCGGACAAGGAACUAGCAAUGCUCUUUGCAACAGGAGGUUUAGUAAGAGGCGGACACAUAAGGUUGGUAGGAGUUCAUGCAAACGUUCAAGAGCCUCAUUAGUGUGGACACUCUGUAGCAAAAAUUCUUCUGAAAAUGACAGGGACUCACAACAUUAUCAAAGGGCUUUACCUCAAUUGUUUCCAUGGAAAAGACCAACAUUUGCUUCAAGCUUGAAUAACAGUUCCUUAUCUGCAAUCAGCAAAAAAUUGCUUCAGUUGAGAAAGAGGGAUACAGUUUACACUAGGUCAAUCCACGGGUUUUCACUUCAGAAAUCCAGAGUUUUAGGUGUUGGCGGGUGUAGUUUAAAAUGGUCCAAAUCCAUUGAGAAGAAGUCAAAGCUAGCUAAUGAGGAAGCCACACUUGCUGUUGCUGCAGUAGAGAGGAAGAGGAGAGAGCAGAAAAAUGCAGUUUGCAUCAGUUCUCAGUCAAAGAGAGAGCGUAUAUUUCGCAUUGGUUCAGUUCGCUACAGAAUGGAUCCUUCCAGGAGGACACUUCAGAGGAUUUCAGAUGAUGAAUCCCUGUCCUCUGCAUCUACCUGUUCAGGUUUGGCUUCCAAAAGAGCUUACAUUCCAAGGAGAUUAGUGAUUGGAAAUGAUGAAUAUGUCCAAAUUGGCAAUGGUAACCAGCUUAUCAGAGACCCAAAGAGACGAACUCGAAAAUUGGCAAAUGAAAAAGUUAGAUGGAGCCUGCACACUGCCAGACAGCGAUUGGCGCGAAAGCAGAAGUAUUGUCAGUUUUUUACUAGAUUUGGGAAAUGUAACAAGGAUGGAGGGAAGUGUCCUUAUAUUCAUGAUCCCUCAAAAAUCGCUGUCUGUACUAAGUUCCUGAAUGGUUUAUGUUCUACUCCCAACUGCAAAUUGACACAUAAGGUUAUUCCAGAGAGAAUGCCAGAUUGUUCUUAUUUCUUGCAAGGCUUAUGCUCAAAUAGAAAUUGUCCAUAUAGACAUGUCAAUGUGAACCCCAAGGCAUCUAUUUGUGAAGGAUUUCUCAAGGGGUAUUGUGCUGAUGGGAAUGAGUGUCGGAAGAAGCACAGCUAUGUCUGUCCUACUUUUGAAGCAACAGGAACCUGUACUCAAGGAACCGGAUGCAAACUUCAUCACCCCAAAAAACAAAGCAAGGGAAAGAAAAGGAAGAGAACUGCAGAUCAGAACAACAGUAGAGGGCGUUAUUUUGGUUUUAUUCCUGCUGAUGUUUCUAAAUCUGGGAUGAUGGUGGCUCCAAAGCGACAUAGACAGAAUGGUGAACUUGAAGAGGAACUUUCUGACUACAUCAGCCUUGAUGUUGUGAAUGAAGAAGUUGCAGAUGUGGUCGAUCAAUCAUUUGAGCCAGCAGCUUUCUGUGACAACGAUUCCUUGGAUUUACAGUUGGAUGAUUUUGAUGGACUUAUUAAACCAGUUCUUCUGUUGAAAACAAAGUUCACAUUGCAAUCACCUCAGUCUAGUAGCCUCCAAGCUUUUAGGCAAGUAGCGGAGACAUAGGUCGUUUGUAAAUGAGGUAAUUUAGGUAGUGCAAAACCCUUCCCCCCGCCCCCCUCAAUUCUUUUUUAGUCUCACUUAUUUUGAAUGUAUAAUGUAAACAGGUCAUCCUCCCCCUCCCCUUCAUUUUUUGUGGAUUUACAAUUGUACAUUAACAUCUGGAAUAAUAGAUAAGAAAUUUUUUUUUUUCUCUCA